Messenger RNA from Alternaria rosae, 306 nucleotides. RefSeq lists its product as uncharacterized. The transcript has a single exon. Bases 1 to 306 code for a protein of 101 amino acids. The record is from RefSeq and is a predicted model, not a curated record. NCBI's taxonomy places the organism in Eukaryota, Fungi, Ascomycota, Dothideomycetes, Pleosporales, Pleosporaceae.
AUGCCAGCACUUACAUCAUCCAAUCGCGUACCAGUAGCGCACCUCGACUUUCCUGACUGGCCGCUCUUCUUGAUCAUCCUCGGCGUCAUCAUCAUACUGCUCUUCCAGAUCCUUUUCGUCUUCGCCCUUCUCCGUUGGUCCAACGUACGCGGCAAAGCGCGGUGGAAGCGCCUUCGACAACGCGGCGUUGUCAUUCUUGACGGACCGGCGCUCAUCUGGGCAAACUCGAUGCCGCCUGGGCCAACAGUCUCAACUUUCAACUUGCGGCAGACGCUUCAGACAUCAGAUGAGCGAGUGGCUCAUUAG